This is a messenger RNA of Ogataea angusta, 630 nucleotides long. RefSeq lists its product as uncharacterized. Lineage: Eukaryota; Fungi; Ascomycota; Pichiomycetes; Pichiales; Pichiaceae. Bases 1 to 630 code for a protein of 209 amino acids. The record is from RefSeq and is a predicted model, not a curated record. Gene Ontology annotation, biological process: autophagy of mitochondrion. The transcript has a single exon. Gene Ontology annotation, cellular component: mitochondrion.
AUGGUUAGUUGUCUCAGGAUCGUGAAACUCGUGGGCAUCGGCUCGCUGGGGCUGGCCACGUCCAGCUUCGGCCUCGCAGCGUACAACGCCGUGCCUGAUCUGAUCAACUCCACCAAGCUGAGCAUCCUCGACUCGCGCGAGCUGCGCAACAGGUUCCGUGGCCUGCUCGUGCAAGUGCGCUCGAUCCUCGCCGUCUUCGGCACCGUGGCCUCCGUGCUCUUCUCCAUGGCAUACACCAGGUCGCCCGUGACGGGCAAACACCCCUACCUGGUCUACGCCGCCCUGGGAGCACCGCUGUGCGCAGCCUACUACUGUUACGGCGUUUUGCCACUGGAGCUCCAAAUUUUCCGGUCCCCGCAGAAACGCGACCCGGGCGCCCUGCCGGCCAAGACCAGCAAGACAGACGACCUGACGUCGCCGCUCGACAACAGCGUCUACAACGACCUGGGAACCGAGUCCGACGCCGUCCGCGAGGAGCCGGCCGAGGACGAGCAGUUCCAGGAGCUCGAGCUCAAGACAGAGACCAUUGCGAGACUGCAGGCGCUCAAGCUCGGCUACUCGUACUCGUCGCUCAUCUCUGGAGCCGCCCUCCUGCUCGCCACAAUCGGUUAUCUAGGUGACCCUCUAUAA